AUCUUUGUUUGUUCUGUUUCCUUUGACUCUUGAAUCACAGAAUGUAAGACUGAAAGUAUUGAUGUACACAGGAGUCUAAUGUUAAAGAAUAUUAUUUUGUUCUAGAGUACAUAUUUUUAGAAGACGCCACUGAAUAUUGGAAAUGCCUAAAUAUAACUACUUUGUUUAUUCUUUUGAAAAAUAUUUAGCUGUUCUGGAUCUACAGGAAUAGAAUAAAGGGAGAUAUUCCAGAGAUACAGCUUCACAUGUACACAACAAACAUGAAGAAUUAUGGGUCAAAGGUCGUUUGCAUUUAACGCCUGAACAUCAAACGGUUAAAGAUGUCUGUAAACACUUCUGGGUGUUGUCCGUCAAACACUGCUGGAGGGGGAAAUACAUUGAUGAAUUAUUUAUAUAAAAAGGCAAAGGAGGUGAAUAUUUGUGCCAGUUCUGUUUUACUCGACAGAUUUCAACUGCUGCUUGUGCUGGGAUUAACAUCACAGAAUAAAGUCCAUUUGUGCAGAGAAAACCUGACUGACCCACAUAUACAAUGAAAUCAUAUGUGAUGUUUAAUGAGAUAAAUCUGCCAUCUGCUGUCCUCCAGUUACAUGCUCUUAGACUUGUACAGUAUUUUUGUCAUCAUCUGAUGGGGUCUACACAAAGGGCUGAUUGUGUGAAACUGCUGCUCUCAGAUUCUGUCAGUACACAUGUGCUGUAAAGAGCAUAUAUGUGUUCAUGUGUGUGACCUGAUGAAUCUGCACAAAGAGCUGUCAGUCAGUGAGGCCACGCCCACGGAGCGAGCGAGUGGGCGGAGUCUCGCCUCUUCGACUCCUGGAGUUGAAUGAGUUCUUCCUCUAGAUCUCUGGGCUAGCGGGUGAUGCAGAUGCGAGGAUAAUCAGACCAUCUUCAUCAUCUUCAUCAGGAUGUCUGACUCGGAGAUGUCGGAGUUCUCGAGUAUCGUGGAGCGUCUCGAGAGAGGCGAGGUGCAGAUGAAGAGCAUCGAGCGGGAGCUGAUCUGUCCCGUCUGUAAGGAGCUCUUCUCUCAGCCGCUGGUCCUGCCCUGCCAGCACAGUGUGUGCCACCGCUGCGUCCGAGAGCUGCUCAUGCCCAACCACGACGACUCUCUGAGCACCGACGCGGGGUCCGAGAGCUCCAACCCCGGCAGCCCUCGCUCCAGGGUCCCGUCCCCGAGCAUGGAGAAGCUGGACCGGCUGCUGCGAUCAGGGUCCAUAUCUUCUCCUGGAUGGAGGCGCUCCUCCGUCACUCCCCGGGUCACCACCUUCCCGUGUCCCGGCUGUCAGCAUGACAUUGAUCUCGGGGAGCGAGGGAUCAGCAUGCUCUUCAGGAACUUCACUCUGGAGAGCAUCGUGGAGCGUUACCGUCAGGCGGCCCGAGCAGCCGUGGCCAUCAUGUGUAACGUCUGCAAGCCGCCCGUCCAGGAGGCCACCAAGAGCUGCAUGGACUGCAAGGCCAGCUUCUGCAAUGAGUGCUUCAAGAUGAACCACCCCUGGGGAACACCCAAAGCCCAGCACGAGUACGUGGGACCCACCACCAACUUCAGACCCAAGGUGCUCAUGUGUCCUGAGCACGAGAUGGAGAAGGUGAACAUGUACUGUGAGGUGUGCCGGCGUCCCGUGUGUCAUCUGUGUAAGCUCGGCGGAUCUCACGCUAAUCACAGAGUCACCUCCAUGAGCAGCGCCUACAAGAUCCUGAAGGAGAAGCUGUCGAAGAGUAUCCAUUAUUUAAUUAGCAAAGAAGACCAAGUGAGGACACAGAUUUCUGAGCUGGAGGUGUUGAUCCGUGACACAGAGGAGAACGGGCAGCUCGCUGAAACACGCACCUGCGAACACUUCGAGCGUCUGCUGGAGACGCUUCAGGAGCGGAGGACGGAGAUGCUGCGCUCCAUCGAGCAGAGCCGGAGUCUGCGGGUGGAGCGUCUGCGGGCGCAGGUGGAGGAGUACCAGGGCAUGCUGGAGAACAGUGGCCUUGUGGGAUACGCUCAGGAGGUGCUGAAGGAGACGGAUCAGUCCUGCUUCGUCCAGACGGCCAAACUGCUGCACGUCAGGAUUCAGAAAGCCACGGAGUCGGUGAAGACGUUCCAGCCGGCCGCGGCUCCAGCGUUUGAGGAGUUUGUGCUGGACACAGGGAAGGAGGAGCUCUUCCUGAAACAGCUGAGCUUCAGCGGCGUUCCCGAGCCUCCAGUGAUCGAUCUCUCUCGCUGCCGCGUUUAUAACGAGGCUCUGAUCCACUGGCGUCUGUCUGAAGACUCUCUGCCCACCGAUCAUCACAUCGUGGAGUUCAGGAAGCUGGGAUCUGAGGAAGAGCAGGAGUCCAGCUGGAGCGCAUCGGAGCCUGUGUUCGGCUGCAGCACGGUGCUGUGUGACCUCACAUCAGACUCCAGCUACACCUUCAGAGUCAGGAGCUGCAGGAACAGAGUCUACAGCCCCUACAGCCCCGGGGUGACCCUCCACACGCCUCCAGCGCCCGUGUUUGGCUUCCUGUUUAACGAGAAGUGUGGCUUCAGUGCGGAGCGUCUGCAGCUGAGCAAGCGCAGGGACUCUGUGGAGAGCGUGGCGGGGAUGAGCUUGCUCUUAUCUGCGGAGCGCGUGCAGACGGGGAGCUACAUCUGUCUCGACUACAUCAUCGGAGACACGGGCAUCUCUCACGGACGCCAUUACUGGGCUUUCCGUGUGCAGCCCGACUCAUACAUGAUCAAAGUGGGCGUGGCUUCUGACUCCAAACUAACAGAGUGGUUUCACAACCCUCGAGACACCAGCAGCCCCCGGUACGACCAGGACAGCGGUCAUGACAGCGGCAGCGAGGACACGUGUUUCGAGGUCUCUCUGCCCUUCACACUGGUCACUGUGGGCAUGGGCCGGCUCUUCAUCCCCAAAGCGUCCACCGCCGCCGGAGACCACAGCAGCCGAGUCCUGCCCAUGCCACAGAGGAUCGGAGUCUGUCUGGACUAUGACGCGGGUCGCGUGUUCUUCUACGACGCAGACUCCAUGCGCUGUCUGUACGAGCGAGCGGUGGACUGCUCCGGGACCAUGUUCCCUGCGUUCGGGCUCCUGGGCGGCGGAGCGGUUCAUCUGGAGGAGUUCAUCACGGCCAAGCGUCUGUCCUACAUGUGAGGUGUCUGUUAGAUCUGUCUCGUUCUCUCGAGCUCCUCGCCGUGUGGCUCACAAGUGUGCUCUCGAGUGCCUUCAGCCGACCGUCAGUUCACAUCAGGGUUCACAUUACUUCACCAGAAUCUAAUGCAAAGCCUCACGACGUCACUUCACUCUCUGAAGAAUGGGCACUGAUACUGUUAAUUACUUCUCAUCGUUUAUAUGCAGUUAAAUGAGCUUUAAAAACAACCAACAUCAUGAUCUGAUCACUACAGAACACAAGUGAGCACUAAUCAGUUCUUUAUUGUAGCAGCACCUGCAAAACAAGAAAUGUUUCCAAGUAAAUAUGUGCUAGAUGUUUUUUUUGUAAUCGAGUUAAACACUUUAAUGAAAUGUAGCAUCUGAAUCAAAGCGGUGCUGAUCACGAGACAGACCUGAACACCUUAAAUCUACAGAUGCACUAUUAUAGUCUUGACACGGCCUUACUGAGCAAUCACCGCUUCAUUAACCAGAGACGACUGGCACUAACUACCUCUGACGAUCCCUUAUUCUGCUCUUGUGCUUGUAUCGCUUAGAAACAUGUCCACAUCUUCAAGUCAGAGCAUCCUGCUUCCUGAUCACGUCUUAUUCUGUGGAGUAUUGCUCUUUUUAUCCUUUUCGGCAAAACCUCACACUAAUCGAAUGUUUUCAACAAUGUGACUGCAGAAAAGGAGACUCUGAAUGCUUUAAACUAUCAGAUUGAGCUUUUAAUGUUAGUGUUCAUCUGAAUAAGUGUGUGUGUGUGUGUGUGUGUGUGACCAGUGGACUGAAGAACUGAGAGCAGUGUGUGUGUGUGUGUGUGAGACCAGUGGACUGAAGAACUGAGAGCAGUGUGUGUGUGUGUGUGUGUGAGACCAGUGGACUGAAGAACUGAGAGCAGUGUGUGUGUGUGUGUGUGUGUGUGUGUGUGUGUGUGUGAGACCAGUGGACUGAAGAACUGCGAGCAGUGUGUGUGUGUGUGUGUGUGUGUGUGUGUGUGAGACCAGUGGACUGAAGAACUGAGAGCAGUGUGUGUUGCAGUGGAUGGGGAAUAAUGAAGAGUGAUCACAGAAUGUGUUUUGGGAGCUUGUAACCUAAUGUUGUGCUGUAUCUUGUGCGUGUUAAACAGGGUUUGUGAUCGUUCGGUUGUAAUGUGUGGUACUGAUCUUCUGAAUCCUGCUGAUGUUGUUUAAAGCAUGUGUGAGUGUGAUCUAUCACUUUAACGGAUGUGACCAGUGUCUAUCUGUCACCGGCAUGGGUUUAUUUUGAAUGCACUAUAUGGGUUUUUGUAGAAAAAUAAAUGAAUGUCCUUUUA
This is a messenger RNA of Carassius gibelio (silver crucian carp), 4419 nucleotides long. RefSeq names its product E3 ubiquitin-protein ligase TRIM36-like. Gene Ontology annotation, molecular function: protein binding; zinc ion binding. The coding region runs from base 903 to 3110 and encodes 735 amino acids. The record is from RefSeq and is a predicted model, not a curated record. The transcript is spliced from 10 exons. Lineage: Eukaryota; Metazoa; Chordata; Actinopteri; Cypriniformes; Cyprinidae.